GCGAAUGGCAGCACUCCCAAUUCUAAAUCAAACGUCGUACCCGUAUUUGCAACUCCCCAGAAACCUACAGGCUUCAAUGCCCUCACGCCCGGCAGGGCAGCAGACCGAUCUGCGCGGAGGAAGAGCGCGAGAGCCCUGAUAAAUCGAGUUGUUGGAGAUGGAGGGAGCGAUGACGACGACGAACACAUUGGCGACGACAUUACACGGCAGAUUUACGAGUCGAGCGAUGGUGGAGAUGAAGACGACGGAGAGGACGAGCUCGAGGAGAGAACAGACGGCGAGGCGGCAAGCUUUGUAGCAGAGGCGGCUACACCUUCAAAAACGCCAGCUCGACGAAAGGGCCGGCCCAAGAGAGCCAGAUCGCCAACGCCGCCGAGAGACUUGCCUCCCCAUGAGCUGUAUUUUCUGCACAACAAGCCAGGCCGGCCCAAGACGUCGGACAAUACCUUGGCCUCCCUCAAUCUGCUCUCCCACGACGAGUACUUUAGCAUUUUACGGGAGCACAAAGACCGCCACGCCGAAAACAUCGAGUAUCUCGAGUCUCUACACGCAGAGUCUUUUCCACAAUGGGCGUUUGAGCUGUCCCAGGGCUUCAGCAUAUGUCUAUAUGGCUUGGGGUCCAAGAGGCAUCUCCUGCGCAAGUUUGCAACCUACAUCCACUCCAACAACAAAUCCACAAAGGCUGGCAAGAUUGUCAUGGUCAACGGCUACGCCCACACCACAAACCUUCGCGAAAUCCUCAGUGUCGUCGCGUCCGCCAUUGAUCCCACCCAAAGAGUGCCAACUGCUCAACCAGCCAUCAUGAUCCAGAGCAUCAUCUCCCUUCUCUCCACCACCAAACUCACCAUCACCAUCAUCAUCAACUCUAUCGACGCCAUCCCCCUCCGCAAGCCCGGCUCUCAGGCCAUCCUCUCUCAGCUCGCAGCUCACCCGCAAAUCAACCUUGUAGGUUCCGCCGACACGCCCGAUUUCGCCCUGCUGUGGGACAUUGGCGUUCGGUCAGACUUCAACUUUGUCUUCCACGACUGUACCACUUUUUCGCCUUUCAAGGCCGAGCUCGACGUUGUAGAUGACGUGCACGAGCUCCUCGGCCGGCAAUCCCAGCGCGUCAACGGCCGUGAAGGUGUCGCGUUCGUCCUCAAGAGUCUCACAGAAAAUGCAAAGAACUUGUUCCGACUGCUUGUUGGCGAGGUUCUGAUCGCAAUGGAGGACGAGGGUGACGAGGGUGUUGGUCUGGAGUAUAGAAUGGUGUACAACAAGGCCGUGGAGGAAUUCAUCUGCAGCUCCGAAAUGGCAUUUCGGACGUUGCUCAAGGAAUUCCACGACCAUCAGAUGUUGACAAGCCGUAAAGACAACCUGGGAACGGAAUUGCUAAGUCUACCGUUUAGAAAAGAAGACCUUGAAGCCAUUUUAGAGGAUUUAACU
This is a messenger RNA of Trichoderma virens Gv29-8, 1425 nucleotides long. RefSeq lists its product as uncharacterized. Gene Ontology annotation, molecular function: DNA replication origin binding. Lineage: Eukaryota; Fungi; Ascomycota; Sordariomycetes; Hypocreales; Hypocreaceae. The record is from RefSeq and is a predicted model, not a curated record. Gene Ontology annotation, cellular component: nucleus; nuclear origin of replication recognition complex. Gene Ontology annotation, biological process: DNA replication. The annotation marks the transcript as partial. The transcript has 2 exons.